AUGGCAGACGAUGCCCAAGUCACAGAAGCUGUACCUCAGUUUGGCUUCAAGAAGCGCGCCAAAGGCAAGGCCAACUUCCGCAAGAAGCCCGCAACACCGCCACCGGCCUCAGACUCGGGGUCUGAUUUCACCUCAUCCGACGAUGAAGAAGGCCGGCGCAUCAAGAGGCGACGCAAGAAUGCAGCAGUGACAGCUUCAUCCGCCGCAAACGCCACCAGGAGAGACCCUGCCGCCGAUCAACCUACGAGCACCGGUCCAGUGCCGCUAUCAACGAGCAACGAUGCCACAAAAUCAGCCAACUGGUACGACGAGGAGGAUUUGAGCGCUAAGAACCUUCUGGGAUCUACUCGGGCUCAGUCCUCUGCGGCCACUGGUCCCGAUGGGACUUACAAGGGUGCGGCCAAUUACUCAAACUUCAUUCAGAAGAACCCCGAUGCGCCGAACAAGCAGUUUGGUCCGAUUAAGGCGCCCACGAACGUGCGAACUGUGACAGUGAUGGAUUUUGCCCCCGAUGUUUGCAAGGACUGGAAACAGACUGGGUGGUGUGGAUUCGGUGAUUCCUGCAAAUUCUUACACGCCCGCGAGGACUAUAAACAAGGCUGGGAACUGGAUCGUGAUUGGGAAAUUGGUACCAACGGCAAGAAAUUGAGUGGCCGUGUGGUAUCGCAAAGAAAAGGCGCCGGGAAGACGGCAGAAAACGACGAGGACGAUGACGAUGACGAGCUGCUGGACAGCAUUCCCUUUGCCUGCAUUAUCUGUCGGAAACCAUAUCAGAACCCGAUCAUCACCAAGUGUGGCCACUACUUUUGCGAGUCCUGUGCGCUGCAACGUUAUCGAAAGAAUCCAUCAUGUGCAGCGUGCGGGGCAGGUACCGGUGGCGUGUUUAAUACUGCGAAGAAGUUGAAUGCUUUGCUGGAGAAGAAGCGGGAGAAGGCCCGGAAGGAGCGAGAGAAGGCUAUUGAGGAGGGGGAGGAGGUUAGUGAGGAAGAGGAGAAUGAGGGCAGUGAUUAA
Molecule: messenger RNA, 1011 nt
Organism: Penicillium subrubescens
Lineage: Eukaryota; Fungi; Ascomycota; Eurotiomycetes; Eurotiales; Aspergillaceae
Product: U2-type spliceosomal complex subunit CWC24
Exons: 2
Coding region: 1-1011 (336 amino acids)
Biological process (GO): snoRNA splicing
Cellular component (GO): U2-type spliceosomal complex
Molecular function (GO): metal ion binding
Source: RefSeq, a predicted model, not a curated record